CCAGAGGACGUCAGUCGCCGCCCAGCCGCCCGCCGCGCGCCACGCACCCUCGCGCCGCCGCGCCGCCCCACCACCGACUACUCGACUCACUUACGCUUCAUCACGUACUGAAUUCGGGUUUUGCAUAUUUGAGCCUCGCAAAAAUCAACAAAUAUCUCUCCCGAAAUAAAAGCUUUUAAACGUCGCAAAUUAAGUUCGGAUAUCGGAAAAAGAACUGAGAUCGUUCGAAGUUUACAGAGUGCCAACGGAUAGCGAAGGAUUCUCCGCGCCCUCAUAAUGUAUUUCGCUUGAGGCUAGGUGAAGUGUGGACUACAUCUGGACUGGUGCGACGAUGAGUUAAUCCGUGAACGUUUCCGACGGUACUGUGUAUUGAGAUGAGUGUUACAUGUAAUUGACUGGAUAGGAGUUGAAUGAAAUGAGUGUUGCAAUAAAUUGACUGAUCAGUGCAUGGUUUCAAAUGAGUGCUUUGUUCAACUGAGUGGUGUACCGCAGCCAUGAGUUUCCUGACGUCGCUGGGUCAGUAUGUGGCGGGCGUGGCGGACAGCGUGGCGGGGCUGGCGCUGUCGCCACGCCGCGCGCCGCCCUCCCGUCAUCGCUCCGCCGAGGAGUCGCAGGCGCACCCGCCGCCACCAUCUACAGCUACCAUGAGAGGGUUUCCUCGCGUGGUACCAACGGAAGGAGCGUCAGCACUGAGUGCUCGGCGCCGCACGCUGGACUGCCUGGCGCCCGCGCCACCACCUCGCCGUGGAGGGUCACUGCGCGUGCCUCGCAACCAGCAGCCGCCGGAGAAACCCACCAUGGCAUUCUGCAAACGACGCCUCUCUUGGCCUGAAGUUGACAACUCUGUCAAUUCCGGGGUCCAAGACACAGACGGCUCAUACUUCGAGAACUUUACUGCGCUGUCAUGGCGUCAUGAGAACAGGCGCCUGGCAGCGCUGAGGCUGGUGGAAGCGCGCUCCGAGAGGGCACCGCCUGCCCCGCACGACCUCGGCCUCCCCAGCGUGUCUGCACAGCUGUCGCACAAGGAACACGAACAUCUGUAUACAGAGGUGCUGUACUGCAUCGAAAAUGCAGUGGGUGCGCCGGCCCCUGAUGGUCAAUUCGCAGCUUACAAGGAAGAGGUGGUGGAACACGCCCGCCGAGCAUUCAGGGUGUCUCCCGAGGUGCACGCGCGCGCCAUGCGCUCUGCUGGUAGCGAGCGACCGCCUACUGUCGUGCUCGGCUGCUCAGUACUCGAAGCUGAUGGAUUGGAAGCUAAAGACGCUAAUGGGUUCAGUGACCCAUACUGCAUGUUGGGUAUCCAGCCAGCAUCUCUGCCGGCUUCUCCUCGCGCCUCCGAGGACGAAGGACGCAAGCAUGGCUUCAGGCUGAGCUUCAAGCGUCGGGAUGGCCGCCAGCAGCGCGACAGCCUUGGUAGACUGCCAGCGCGAUACAUACGAGCCACUAGCGUCCGACCUCACACGCUCUCGCCAAAGUGGAAUGAGACGUUCAAAUUCGAUAUCGAUGACAUCUCUUCGGAUGUCCUGCACCUGGAUAUCUGGGACCACGACGACGAGAGUUCGGUGCUGGAUGCAGUGUCGCGACUCAACGAGGUCCGAGGAGUUCGUGGCCUCGGACGCUUCUUCAAACAAGUCUGUCAGAGCGCUCGUCAAGGCAGCCAGGAUGACUUUUUAGGCUGCGUGAACAUUCCUCUUCGCGAGAUUCCUUCAACUGGCGUAGAGGCGUGGUACAAGCUGGAGGCUCGCUCCCAGCGCUCGUCAGUGCAGGGCCGCAUUCGCCUGAGACUGUGGCUGUCAGCUAGAGAGGCAGGCCGCCAUGAUGACGACAACUGGCAGCAGGUGCGGCAACACGAACGCCUAUUUGGCGUGCUACUGGCACAUGAAGUGGAGCUCCAACGCGCUGCUGCCGCGGCCACAGCUGCCGCCGCCGCAGCCGCCGCAGCUGCCGGCGAGCCCGAACCCAGCGCCGCCACCCCCACUCCUCCAUGGGACGGAGACCUGUGUGGCGCUGCGCAGACUUUGCUCCACCAGCAUGCAAUACAAGGCGACCUCAGCGCGCUUCAAGCAGCUAUUGCCCGAUUUGCCGCAGCAUGCCGAUUAAAUGCUGAUGCGCCUCUUGAUCCCAAGUACAUGCACAAACUGCUGAUUGAGUUGGAGCGCGCGUGGUGCGCGUGUGAAGCGAUAUCAGGCAGCGGCAGUGGAGACUCGGGCUCGGGAGCAUCGCGCGACGAGGAGCGCUGGCUAGCCGACUGCUUCGGGGAGUACGUAGACCGCGCCCUGCACCAGCUCCGACUACAUCGCGACUUGUACCCGGUGCUGCACCAGUACAGCAUUAAUAAGUUGGAAUAUCUACUACGAUGCUUGAGUCAGCUAUCACAAAUGAAGGCUUUCUGGCGUUGCUGCCCCUUUAACAAAGAAAUAAGGAGUGAGAUAGUGAGCGCUCUCCGCAAAGGCACAUCCGAGUGGUACGAGGCUCUAUGCGGCCAGGAUACACAUUCUGAACGAGGGGAAGACCUCGUCAACCUCAUCACGCUCAUACAAAUCGACUUGCAGCAGGGACUCACCUACUAUCACCCACUGUUUGAAACGACUAAUAAUGUACCGUACUUCAGCAUAGUUUUUACUCAGAUAGACAAAAUGCUCUCAGAGGAUGUGAGGCAGUGCGUGGAGCACUGGGUUAUUGAAGGGUGGUGUGGCGUCGUUGAAGAACCGAUGUAUGAUGAACAAGGGAAUGGUGUGUGCCUGGUGACGAUAGCGAAGACUCUGCCGUUUGAAGUGUUAUCAGCGGUGCGCGAACUAUGCGCGGCCGCAUCCGUCGCGCCGCAGCCGCAGACGCAUCCCCAUGCACCGCACGAUCCGCCCCCACAGCUGCUUGAUGCGUAUCUGUGGUUUGAGCCGCUGAUCGAUCGAUGGCUCGCCGUCACCAAAACUAUGGCGCUGCAAAGAGUUCGAGCUGCCGUCGAACUUGACAGACCCGUAGAGGGGGAGCAUCUUGUAAAACACAGUACGUCGUCGGUCGACACUGCAGCCUGUUUAUACCACAUGCGGCUGGUGUGGCGGUCGGUGGGCGGUGCGGAGGAGUGCACCGCGGGCGGCAGCGUGCGUCUGCUAGAAGCUGCCUGUGCCACAGCACUGCACUAUGCCGACCUCGUCCACGGCGCACUGGCAGACCAGGGAUACUACGAGAACUACGGUCAAAACAAAACUACUGAAGAAAUAUGCACGAUCGUGAACAACUUGGAAUAUGUGCGACGCUCUCUAGCGGAGUACGACGACGAACACAUCGUGAAUGACGACAACGCACGUCAGCUGGUGCGAGGUGCCAUCGGAACUCUGGAGGCGCGAGCUGCCCGCGCCGCCGCGCCUCUCGCCGCGCGCGCACGACCACCGCUACGGAAGGCCGUGUUCCAUCUAGCGUGGUCCCCCGAUACGCUACCCACUACACAGGCAAUAACUCCUCUACUGGAGUUUCUGGAUCAACACCUGUCUUCGUUGAACACGUGGCUGCUGCCUCGUGCGUUUAUACGCGCGUUGGCUGGUUGCUGGAGCGGCGUGCUCAAAGAAGUGUCCGCGCAAGCCGACGCGGGCGGAGCCGAGCGACCGCGCGUGUAUCAUCAUAGACUCAGAGAGGCACUCGACUUGUUAGCCGAAUUUUUCCACGCUGAAGGAAAAGGUCUCCCGAUGUCGGAGGUGCACAAUGCUGAGUGGUUCCGUGUGGAACAAAGGAUGGAAUAUCACCAGGCGCCCACCGAGAAACUAUUGGAGCUGUGGCUAGCGGACAGGCUCGCUGAACAAGCCCGCACUCCGCUGCCCUCACGAUACGGCUCCAUUCUUGUACGAGUGUACUUCAACCACGACUCGCUGUGCGUGGAGGUGCUGUCUGCUCGCGACGUGAUCCCGCUCGACCCCAACGGCUUGAGCGAUCCCUUCGUGGUGCUUGAACUGGUGCCCAAGCGACUGUUCCCCAAGGCGCAUGAACAAACAACCAAUGUGCAGAAGAAAACCCUGAACCCUAUAUGGGACGAGUGCUUCGAGUUCGCCGUAUCACUGGAUGCUUGCCGCUUCCCUGGCGCGGCGCUGGCACUAUCCGUGUGGGACCGCGACGUGCUGACGGCGGACGACUUCGCGGGCGAGGCGUUCGUGUCGCUGGCGCGGGUGCCCGGCGUCAACAGCCACGCGCCGCCCGACCCGCUGCGCCCCAUCGAGUUGCCGCUCAUGCAGCUCCAUGACCGCAAUCAUCCCAUCAUACAAAUUUUGGAGUCACGUACUACGGAUAAACUGGCCAUUGACUUCGUCAAGAAACAAAAGUUAAGAUUCGCUGAACAGUAAGUUGUCUGACAAGUUUCAAGCAUCUGUUUCUUACUACAUGUAUUUCGUUAUUUCUAUUUACGCACAACGUCCAUUAAAAUGUUGACAAUAUAUACUUAAAAAGAAUACAAAAAUGAAUUCAAUAUUUUUUAAACUUUUUAGUUAUUGAUUACAUACGUAUUUAUUAUUGUUAAGAUGUAAAAAGCGUCAUCAGUAUUAACGUAUGAAAUACUACAAAGACUGUGUAAUUCUUCUACUCACGAGAGAAUAUGAAUGUAAAAAGGUAUUGUGUAUGUGUAAAUUUCAAUGCAUUUUAUAUGUGUAUAGAGUUAGUACGCACCCUCGGAGCUUAUGUCCCUAGUCGUUAGUCUCUAUUAGAAGUUCCCGACCAAGUACUUUAAGGCUCGUUGUUUACAAUUUCAUAUACGUGCUGCUGUUCUACACCUGCCUUCAUCUUCUACAUGGACUUAUUACUGUUGAGCACUUUCCCCACCAAACAUAAUUAUCAUGGUGUUAGAUAUCGUACACCGUAACUUUGUCGACGGUAUAUGUAUAUAAAUAAACUUAAAUGCAAUUUACAUUACAAUACCAUAUUGCUCGAUUAGCAUUUUGACCCUCAGAUUUAUGUGUUGUACCUAUUUAAAUCCGUGCUUGGUAAAUAUUUGCGAUACGUUAUUAUUUAUGUUCAACCCUCAAAGUUGUUAUUUAAAUGUUUUGUGGCUUCUCUCUCCGGAUUGGGAUCUUACGAUGAUCUAUUGAUGUCGGACUCACAAAGAGUAUUCAAACUUUCAUUCAAUUCAAACAUUAGUUAAGAAGUUACAUGAGUUUUAUAUAACGUUAUAUUUGAAAUGAUUAUAUCCCGAAGUGACAUCCGAAUGAUUUCAAAAUUAUUUAUACAAUUAAAUAUUAACCAUUAGGUAUGGUGCGUAUUUCACAGCUCGAUCAUUGGGGAAAAUUUUAUUAUUUAUAAAAAAUAUUGUGUACAAAAAUUUUAUAAAACUUUAUGCAUAUAUUUAUAAAACGAGCUUUUUAUUACCAACUGUCACAUCUACUACUUAAUAAAGAAUAUAUAAUUUAAAUUAUAUUAUACUGUAAUAUAUAUGGAAUGCAUUGUCUUCGACGACUGAUUUUCAUCGUUAGAUUUAAUUGUAUGAGAUAUAUUUUAUAACUAUACGUGGCGUAUGUACACUGUGUAUACAAGUAUAUUAUUGUAAUAGAUGAUGUAUUGAUGUUUUAAAUUAGCAAAUGAAUAUUAUAUACCUACUUUAUACAUGUAACAAUUAGUGUAAAUCGAAUGUUAAAGAUAUUGAGGUGGAUUUGUAUCUAACGAACACGAGAAAUCGUAUGUAACGGAAGGACGCGCCAGAUUUAUUAUGUUUCAUGAACGUACGAGAAGAGAACCAAGUUAUAGAGUAGUAGCAACCACUCGGCGGUGCGAUAUACUCGUACAGACUUUCUUAUAGAUUGAAGAAACUGAAAUGGAAUACUAAAGAAGCAACUUGGGAAUCCGGUUAGCCAUAGUAGAUAUAAUUCAAAAUCUUAAUUUUAAAUUAAUGUGUGACAGUUAAAUAAUCAAAUAAUAUAUAAGAAAACCAUUCGUAUAUGAUGAUGUUGUAAACUUUCUGCGCUCCUGUGUACUUACGAACACACUGUAGUAUAAAUUGUGAUUGAUGGAUACCUACUCCGCACCUAAUAGCAACCUCGAAGUCAUAUCCAGAGCUACCCUAACCAUAUCGCUGAGCUUUUAACGUCUACCUAAGAUAUAUGUAUUUUAAAGUUUAUACCUGCGCAGCGGGCCCGCGUCGAGAUGCCAAUCUAAGUAAUCGAUGCACUACCGCUUAUAUGCCAUGCUGUUUUUGAUACGUUGGUGAAACCUUCAUAUUAUUAUAUAUCUUAUAAGCAUAAUUAAAUCAAAAUUUAUGAUCCUUUGGCUGAACAAGACCAUUCCAAAAGUCAAUUAUUUAAAAUAGGCUACAAAGACAACAUAUUAUACAUUCAAAAUCUAUAUAUUUUGGAAAGUAUUGCUCAUGAGAAGAGUCAUGUGCCAGCGAUCGACUUUUUUUAUAUAAAAUCAUUAUUAUACAAAAACUUUUUAUAAAAUUCUACUGCUCACCGACCCAAUAAGUAGAAAACUAAAAAUAUUAUGCGUACCUUUCUAAUAUAAAGCAACAAUGCAUAUUUAAAUGAAAUAAAAAUUGCGAUGAACGUAUUACAGCUCGCUAUAAAACUACUGCUUCCCUGAUUUACCCUUCGACUUUAUCGUUUGAUGUAUGUUAUCGACGUUACGCCAAUCUAUAGAAAUAUAAGAAACCGUUAGUAUUGAUAUUGAUGUACCCGUACCACAUAUCUAUUUGUGUAAUUUAUAGAACUCUGUGAAAUCUAAAACCACUGCAUUCUGUGACUGAUUCAUUCAAAAGCGUGACUUGAAGUUGUAUGUACUAUUGACACUUGUGUUCCUGGCUUUAAUAAACUCUUAA
This is a messenger RNA of Helicoverpa armigera (cotton bollworm), 6784 nucleotides long. RefSeq names its product BAI1-associated protein 3-like (gene unc-13-4A). The coding region runs from base 495 to 4328 and encodes 1277 amino acids. Gene Ontology annotation, cellular component: secretory vesicle. The record is from RefSeq and is a predicted model, not a curated record. NCBI's taxonomy places the organism in Eukaryota, Metazoa, Arthropoda, Insecta, Lepidoptera, Noctuidae. The transcript has 25 exons.